This is a messenger RNA of Pocillopora damicornis (cauliflower coral), 1407 nucleotides long. RefSeq lists its product as uncharacterized. NCBI's taxonomy places the organism in Eukaryota, Metazoa, Cnidaria, Anthozoa, Scleractinia, Pocilloporidae. The record is from RefSeq and is a predicted model, not a curated record.
AAAACAUAGCUUCGCAUCAAUACCAUGCGAAACAUUGGUCAACCUUGAUGUCUUUGAUAAGGCUCCUAAACUAAUAUUUUUACAUCUGGAACAAACAUCCACGCUUGGACAAUGAGAUGUUUAGGUUUUAUCUGACGUUACUGUUUUGAUAUUAUGACUAGGGGUGUGUGUAGUGCUUUUGAUCCUGGCGGCGGGAAACUUGGCAAAUCUUGUCAGUCUGCACGUGGCUGAUGUUGGGAAAACCGGCGAAUUGCGUAUUUGGCUCGUGAUUUGUUUUGCUGUUCUGCUGCCAUACUCGUGGCUGGGAACGCCCAAGCACUUCUGAGGGAUCGCUAUCAGUGCUAGUGUAGCAACAGCUAUGGCUUGUUUGAUGAUCUGCGUGUGCAUCGCAUUGGAUAUGCCGUCUGAUUUGAAUACUGUUGAACAACCUAGUGUAAGCUUCGAGAGUUUCUUUUCAGCUUUCGGAACUAUAUUAUUUUCAUUUGGUGGCGCUUCAACCUUUCCAACGAUUCAGACAGACAUGAAAAAAUGCUCCAAGUUUCCAAUUUCUGUGUUCUGGGCGUAUGUUGGUGUCGUAAGCAUGUAUCUGCCUGUCUCAAUCCUCGGUUUUGUGGCUUACGGCAAGAACAUCACAUCGAACAUUCUCGAGAGCGUGAAAUACGAAGGACAUGACGCGGCUGCUGUUAUGUUAGACAUAGUGCUUGUACUGAUCACACUUCACCUGCUGUUCAGCUUUGUUAUUGUGAUAAACCCAGUAUCACAGUCUUUUGAGGAUUUUUUGAGCAUACCUCAAGGAUUUAGUGUCAAACGGUGCCUCCUUCGCACCGCCAUCAUGUGUUUUAUUCUUGGCAUUGGCGAACUCAUCCCAAAGUUUGGUCCCAUUCUGUCUCUUAUAGGAGGAUCCACAAUAACUGCAUUGACCUUUGUAUUUCCCUGUUUGUUUUAUUUGAGAAUUGAACGUAAUAUUCCUCUUCAUAUCAAGGUUUUCUUGUAUGAACUCAUAGCUGUUGGAAUUUUUGGUGGUGUGGCGUCCACCUACUCCGCAAUAAAUGACAUUCGAAAAGUAUUCAGUUAAACCUUCAAAAUAAUAAAAAUAUCGGACUUCUUCAAUGGCUAAGGUGGGGGAGGGGGUGGAGGCGAGGGCAGAAUUAGUCUCGUACACAGACUUCCCACGGCCAAGCGACAGAAAUUGAUCCUUCAUUUUGAUUAAACUAGUAGAAUCAGGGUACGAAUUGUUUGAUCCAGUGAGAGUUCGUAUUAUUACUUAAUGCAUGAAAUAUGUUUGUGCUAGUUUAUUAUAAAGAGCUGUCAUCUGGCCCUCGUGUAUGAUUCACCCGAGUGCCUAAGGAAAACGGUUAUAAAUAGCUCCCCGGCCAUGAAUAAAAGUACAUAAAUCGUAACAUGCAA